UUCGCUCCGCUGAUGGAUGAAUCCGUGUUCCUUUUCUCUCGGUCUUUCCGAUACUUCUCUCGCACUUUCUCGACCAAAAAAAAGAAAGAAAGCGAAAAAAGAGAGCUUAAAUGGCGGAGACCAAGAAGGAGACCAUAGUGAUGUUCCCAUUCAUGGGCCAAGGCCACAUAAUCCCCUUCCUGGCUCUAUCCCUCCAACUGGAACAAAGAGGCUUCAACAUAAUCCUCGUCAACACCCCACUCAACAUCAAGAAACUUCGCCAAUCCAUCCCGCCCUCCUCCGCCAUCCGCCUCCGCGAGCUCCCCUUCCACAGCUCCGACCACCCCGGCCUCCCUCCCUCCGCCGAGAACUUCGACGCCCUCCCUUACCCGCUCGUCAUCAAGUUCCUCCAGGCCUCCAAGUCCCUCCAACCCCACUUCAGGUCCCUCCUCGCCGAUCUCGUGCGAGGGGAUCCGCCGCUUGCGGUCGUCGGGGAUAUAUUCUUCGGGUGGUCGGCGGAGGUGGCGAACGAGUUGGGUUUGUUCCAUGUGGUAUUCAGUGGGUGUGGAGGGUUUGGGUUAGCGUGCUAUUACUCCACGUGGCUGAACUUGCCUCACCUGAAAACGGAUUCGCCGGAGUUUAGUCUGCCUGAUUUUCCUGAGGCAGGGAAGUUCCACGUCACCCAGUUGGCGGCGAGUUACCUGGCGGCCGACGGCGAGGACCCGUGGUCAAUUUUUCAACGGGAGAACCUUUCAGCUUGGUCAAAUUCCAAUGGAGUUCUGUUCAAUUCCAUAUCAGAGCUUGAUAAGACUGGAUUGGCCUAUUUUCAGCGCAAAUUGAACCGGCCGGUAUGGGCUAUAGGACCGGUAAUUCUACCGGUCCAAGUCCGAUCAGGAAAACAACCUGCUAUUUCGCCCGAAAAAUGCGUUGAGUGGCUUGAUUCAAAAACCCCCAAUUCAGUCCUCUACAUAUCAUUUGGUUCAAUGAACACAAUCUCUGCUUCCCAAAUGAUGCAACUAGCUAAAGCACUAGAACAAAGUACGAACAUAAAUUUCAUAUGGGUUGUUCGCCCGCCAUUGGGAUUCGACAUAACCGCGGACUUCAAAGCGGAGGAGUGGUUGCCCGAGGGGUUCACAGAACAAGUCGUCAAAACUCAGAACAGAGGAAUAAUUGUGUCACAAUGGGCACCACAAUUGGAGAUUCUGUCACACAAGUCAGUUGGGGCUUUUCUAACUCACUGCGGGUGGAACUCGGUGCUGGAAUCGCUCAGCCAAGGAGUGCCAAUAAUCGGGUGGCCGUUGGCGGCGGAGCAGUUUUUCAAUGCCAAGUUUUUGGUGGAGGAAGUUGGGGUGUGCUUGGAGGUGGCUAGGGGGAGUAGUUUUGAGGUUAGGUGUGAUGAUAUUGUGGAGAAGAUAGAGAAGGUGAUGAAGGGGGAUAGUGUGAAGGGGAUGGAGAUGAGGAAGAGAGCUGGGGAGGUAAAGGAGGUGAUUAGAAAUGCUGUUAGAAGUGAUGAUGAGUUGAAAGGUUCUUCUGUGAAAGCCAUGGAUGAUUUUCUUGAUGCUGCUUUGUUGAUGAAGGAGAAGACAAAAUCGGUGGAUCAAUAAUUGGAUUUAAUGGCUCACUUGAUUGGAUUGCUUUUUUGUUUCUUUGUCUUUAUUAAACUAGACAUAUGUGAUGCAACAAUAAACAAGCUUGCUUGGUUAUGGGGUUGCUAAGUCACGUGAUGCGUUUAGGCGUGUGCGAGAAAUCGUUUUUAAAAUAUAUCAAAGUACUAAAAUUUACGAGAGUAAGGAUUGAGAGCGUAAGUACAGAGCAAUGAUUGAUAGCGUGAGAGAAGAGAAACUAUUUAAAAUUCACGUGAUGCGCUUAGGCGUUGUGACUAAACAUUGCUUAUUUGAUUACUUUUCAUUCUGAUUGUCACUUCUAAUAAGAAACUAUUUAAUUUA
Rhododendron vialii is the source of this 1925-nucleotide messenger RNA. RefSeq names its product UDP-glycosyltransferase 92A1. NCBI's taxonomy places the organism in Eukaryota, Viridiplantae, Streptophyta, Magnoliopsida, Ericales, Ericaceae. The coding region runs from base 111 to 1583 and encodes 490 amino acids. The record is from RefSeq and is a predicted model, not a curated record. The transcript is spliced from 3 exons. Gene Ontology annotation, molecular function: UDP-glycosyltransferase activity.